This is a messenger RNA of Eucalyptus grandis, 4817 nucleotides long. RefSeq lists its product as uncharacterized. Lineage: Eukaryota; Viridiplantae; Streptophyta; Magnoliopsida; Myrtales; Myrtaceae. Gene Ontology annotation, molecular function: protein kinase activity; ATP binding. The record is from RefSeq and is a predicted model, not a curated record. Gene Ontology annotation, biological process: recognition of pollen; protein phosphorylation.
GCUCCAGAGCAGCCUUGAGACUGCAGGGGUCUUGAUUCUUCAUUGAUCUCUCUUCUUCCUUUCUUCUGUCUUCUUACCUCACUCAGCAGAUUCGCUGAUUUUGAGAACUUGACUGCUUCAAGCAGUAUGAAGGCUUUGUGGCGCUUUCCAUGUGUCCUGUUCUCUUCUUCUCUUGUAAUGCCCUUCUUUCCAAUGCACUAGAUACCAUAACAACGAAUCAGUCGAUUCGAGAUGGCGAGAACCUACUCUCUGCUGGUGGGACAUUUGAGCUGGGUUUCUUCAGUGCGGGCAAUCCCCCAAAGCGGUAUCUGGGAAUAUGGUACAAGAAAAUAACCACAACGACAAUAGUGUGGGUUGCAAAUAGAGUCGCACCCCUUGCGGAUGCAUCAGGUACUUUGAGGAUUACUAGCCGCGGAAGUCUCGUCCUUCUCAACGGGAAUGGAAGUGAUAUCUGGUCGUCGAACUCGACAAUACUGGUGCGUAAUCCAGUUGCACAGCUCUUGGAUUCAGGAAAUCUGGUUGUGAGAGAUGCAGAUGGCAGUGAUCCCAAUAAUGUCCUGUGGCAGAGUUUUGACUAUCCUACAGAUACAUUUCUAGCCGGUAUGAAGAUAGGAUGGAAUAGAACUUCAGGCUUCAAUCGUUAUUUAACAUCAUGGAAGAGCAUUGAUGAUCCUUCUCCGGGCAACUUCACGUAUCAAAUCGAUCCGAACGGCUACCCACAACUCCUACUGAAGCAGGGUUCUGACAUCAAGUUCAGGUCAGGACCAUGGAAUGGUCUUCGAUGGAGUGGCACGCCUAAUUUAAAUCCAAACCCAUACUACAGGUACGAAUUUGUCUUAAAUGAGGAAGAGAUGUACUACCGCUACGAGCUCCUCAACAGUUCGGUCAUUACCAGGAAGUUAUUGAUGCCCAAUGGCAUGGUACAGCGAUUCACUUGGAUUGACCGAACACAUGGUUGGACGCUUUACCUCACCGCGCCAAUAGACCAAUGUGACAACUAUGCAUCGUGUGGUGUCUAUGGUACCUGUAGGGUCGAUACUUCCCCAGUGUGUAGGUGCUUGAAAGGCUUCGUGCCCCGAUUUUCUCAAGAAUGGGAUAUUUUGGAUUGGUCGAAUGGGUGUGUGAGGAGAAAUCCUUUGGAUUGUGAGGACAUAUUUGUGAAGUAUUCUUGGGUAAAAUUGCCAGAUACUCGGUCUUCCUGGUUUAAUGAGAGCAUGAAUCUUCAAGAAUGCAAAGUAGUUUGCAUGAAAAAUUGUUCCUGUAUGGCUUAUUCGAACUUAGACAUCCGAAAUGGAGGAAGUGGUUGCUUGCUGUGGUUCAGCGAGCUGAUUGACAUUAGAGAGUACAACAACUAUGGGCAGGACCUCUACAUCCGGAUGGCUGCGUCAGAAUCAGGUAUUGUAGACAUGAAUUUGCUAGAUACUGAAGCGGAAAAUGGACACACAUCUUUGAGGGAGAGCUUACAGAAUUGUAAUGUCAGUGAUACCUACUUUACUACCGUCACCCCAAAGAAGCAUAAGCUGGUCAUGGGCUUGGCAGUUUCUUUCGGGUCUGCCUUCCUCAUUCUGGUCCUCAUCAUCUGUGUUCGACAAUGCAAGAAGAAGAAAAUGGAGAUUCCUGAAGGAGACAACUGUGAAAACCAGAAGAAAGACCUUGAGUUGCCACUAUUUGACUUGUCUACAGUAGCUCUUGCUACCAGUUACUUUUCAACCGACAAUAAGCUUGGAGAAGGUGGUUUUGGACCUGUCUACAAGGGUGUGUUGAGGGGUGGUCAAGAAAUUGCGGUGAAGAUGCUGUCAAGGAACUCAAGACAAGGGCUGCAUGAGUUUAAAAAUGAAGUUCUAUAUGUUUCCAAGCUACAGCACCGGAACCUAGUGAAGCUUCUAGGAUGUUGCAUUGAGGAAGAGAAAUUUUUGAUCUAUGAAUUCAUGCCCAACAGGAGCUUGGACUCAUUUCUCUUUGAUCCAACGCAGAGGGAGCAACUGGACUGGUCAGCUUGUUUCAACAUCAUCAAUGGAAUUGCUAGGGGGCUUCUUUACCUUCAUCAAGAUUCUAGACUCAGGAUCAUUCACAGAGAUGUGAAAGCUAGCAAUGUAUUAUUAGAUUAUGAGAUGAAUCCUAAGCUCUCUGAUUUUGGCCUGGCUAAAAGCUUCACAGGGAAUGAGACACAGGCAAAUACUAACAGAGUGGUUGGAACAUAUGGUUACAUGUCUCCAGAGUAUGCUCUUGAUGGAGUUUUCUCAACAAAAUCUGAUGUCUUUAGCUAUGGUGUAUUGGUGCUCGAGAUUGUAAGCAGGAAGAGAAACAGAGGUUUCAUAUCAGACCACGAUCAUAAUCUUCUUGGACAUGCUUGGAGACUAUUCACAGAAGGCAGGUCCAUGCAGUUGCUUGACCAGUUGGUUGCGAACUCAUGCAGUACUUCUGAAGCAUUGCGCUCUAUUCAUAUUGGCCUAUUGUGCGUGCAGCGAUGCCCUGAUGAUAGGCCGAGUAUGUCCACUGUUGUUAUGAUGCUAGGAAGCGAUCAAUUGCCUCUUCCAAAAGAGCCAGGGUUUUUCAAUGAAAGGAAUCUACUCCAAGAAAACACUUCACAAAGUCAACCAAAUGAAAUGACCAUGACAGUAGUCACCCCGCUUGCGGAUUCAUUGGGCACUUUGAAGGUUACCAGCUUGGGAAGUCUUGUCCUCCUGAAUGCAAAUGGAAGUGAAAUUUGGUCAUCUAACUCAUCCACAGAUGCACGAAAUCCAGUCGCACAGCUCUUGGAUUCAGGGAAUCUUGUUGUGAAAGAUGUAGAUGGAACUGGUUCUAGUAUUUUAUGGUGGCAAAGCUUCGAUUAUCCAACAGACACGCUUCUAGCAGGCAUGAAGAUAAGAAGGAAUCGAAAAACAGGCUUCGAACGAUAUUUGACGUCAUGGAAGAGCAUUGAUGAUCCUUCUCCAGGUAACUUUACACAUAAAAUUGACCCAAAUGGCUUCCCACAAAGCAUAGUGAAGCAAGGUUCUGUUGUCAAGUUCCGGCUGGGACCAUGGAAUGGUGUUCGAUAUAGUGGAAUGCCUAAUCUAGAUCCUAAUCCAUAUUACAGCUACGAAUUUGUGUUGGAUGACGAUGAGAUUUACUACCACUAUGAGCUCCUUGACAGUUCGUUCAUUUCCAGGUUGGUAAUAAAUUCAAAUGGCAUCGUACAACGUGUCACUUGGAUUGAUCGAAUGCAGGGUUGGACGCUUUACCUUACUAUACCAAAAGACAACUGUGACACCUAUGCAUUGUGUGGUGCCUAUGGUAGCUGUACGAUUGAUGAGUCCCCAGUAUGCAGGUGCUUGACAGGAUUCACACCCAGGUACUCUCAAGAAUGGGAUAUCUUGGAUUGGUCAAAUGGGUGUGUCCGUACAGCUCCUCUGGAUUGUGGAAAGGACAUAUUUGUGAAGUACUCUGGGAUGAAAUUGCCAGAUACAAGUAGUUCUUGGUUUAAUAAGAGUAUGAAUCUUCAAGAAUGCGAAGAAGUUUGCAAGAAAAAUUGUUCCUGUAUGGCUUAUUCGAACUUGGACAUCAGAGGAGGAGGGAGCGGUUGCUUGCUGUGGUUUGGAGAGAUAAUUGACAUUAGAGAGCUAAACAUAAACGGGCAAGACCUCUACAUCAGGAUGGCAGCCUCAGAAUCAGGUAAAGAUGACGGUUCUGAAUCAGGAGACAACUCUGAAUGUCAAAAGGAAGAUCUUGAAUUACCAGUGUUUGACUUGGGAACAGUAGCUAUUGCUACCAAUAACUUCUCAGAAGAAAAUAAGUUGGGGGAGGGCGGUUUUGGACCUGUGUACAAGGGGGUGUUGGAGGAUGGCCAAGAAAUCGCAGUGAAGAAACUUUCAAAUGACUCAAGGCAAGGGCUACACGAGUUCAAGAAUGAAGUCCUAUACAUUGCAAAGCUUCAGCACCGAAACCUUGUGAAGCUUCUGGGAUGCUGCAUUCAGGAAGAAGUUUUGUUGAUCUACGAGUUCAUGCCCAACAACAGCUUGGAUUCCUGUCUCUUUGGAACAUGCUUUACUAACGUGAAUGAAAAUUUGGCAGAUCAAAACCAGAAAGCUACUUGGCUGAUCUCUGAUUUUGGCUCAGCUAAAUGCUUUGUAGGAGAUGAGACAGAGGCAAACACUAUCAGAGUGGUCGGAACUUACGGCUACAUGUCUCCAGAGUAUGCCAUCGAUGGAGUUUUCUCAGUGAAAUUGGAUGUCUUUAGCUAUGGUGUUUUGGUGCUUGAGACAGUUAGCGGGAAGAGAAACAGAGGGUUUCGUCCAGACCACUGUCAUAAUCUUGUGGGACAUGCUUGGAGACUCUUUACAGAAGACAGGUCCAUGGAACAACUUGAUGAGUUGGUUGAGUCUUAUAAUGCUGCUGAAGUCUUAAGGUCUAUACAUGUUGCUCUAUUGUGCGUGCAGCAAUGUCCUGAGGAUAGGCCGAGCAUGUCUGCGGUGAUUCUGAUGCUAGGAAGUGCCGAUGAAUUGCCUCUUCCAAAGGAGCCUGGUUUUUACAAUGAAAGGAAGCUGCCUCCAGAACACACUUUUAGCCAUCGGACUUCUUUACCUUCAUCAGGAUUCAGACUCAGGAUUUAUUCACAGAGAUGUAAAGCUAGCAAUGCAUUGCUAGAUUAUGAGAUGAACCCCGAGAUAUCUGAUUUUGGCUUGGCUAAGAUCUUCCCAGGAAAUGAGACAGAGUCGUUACAUGUUCUGGAGUGUGUCAUCGAUGGAAUUUUCUCAUUGAAAUUUGAUGUCUUCAGCUCUGGUGUUCUGGUGCUUGAUCGGUUAGUGGGUAGAGAAACAGAGGUUUCAGCAUCCUGA